This is a messenger RNA of Cataglyphis hispanica, 1696 nucleotides long. RefSeq names its product transmembrane protein 216-like. NCBI's taxonomy places the organism in Eukaryota, Metazoa, Arthropoda, Insecta, Hymenoptera, Formicidae. Gene Ontology annotation, biological process: non-motile cilium assembly. Bases 407 to 835 code for a protein of 142 amino acids. The transcript has a single exon. The record is from RefSeq and is a predicted model, not a curated record. Gene Ontology annotation, cellular component: ciliary transition zone.
AUAAACUUUAAAAUUUAAUUGAAAUCACAGUGGCAAAUAAAAACUUUACUUUUUCUUAAGUAAAAGCGUCGAGAAUAUAAUUUUUUUUAAUAAUGGCAAUAUCACGAUCCGACUCGAGACCCCCAUUCGAGUUCUUGUACGGUGUGUUAAAAAUAAACACACGGAGCGUGGAAACACGAUAUUUUCCACGAUUAACAUUAUUUUCGUGAUUGAGUUAGUGGAGAUAUUAAGGAGAGAUUUUAAGGAGCGCGGAUUAUAUAGCGCGAGAGGGAUGAGGCGACGCUGAAAGAUACACGAUAUAAUCACGAUAUAAUGUUCCUCUUGAAAACGGCCGAGAGGAGCAGAUUCGAGAAUUGGUAAGCGCGUCGAUUGAAUCGCCCUGAGCAAUUAAGGGGAACCUGGAAUAAUGCCCACCAUAGCGAAUUCGUCGCUCACCUACGAGAUUCUCAUGUACCUGAAUUCUUUCUACUUCGGUAUGUUCGCCGUGUGCGAAUUCGGCAUGGGACUGUUCAAGGUCGCGAACUUUCCCUCACCGGGCACGAGCAAGACCCUGACAGAGUUUGCGCUACUGUUCUUCCUGAUGGCGACGGAGAGUGGCAGGAUUUACCUGGGAAGGAAGGGGAAUUUGACUGAGCGUGGAAUACCGAUUUUUAUUGGGAUAGUCCUGACUGUUCCUAGCAUGUUAGCAACGCUCUAUUUCCUCCUUUGGCAGUCCCGCGUGCUCAAGUUAGAGAUGAUUCUCUGUAGCAUACAGUUAGUUCUAUUGACGUCCGAAAUGGUCAUUGCUAUUAUGUGCCUUAUAGCCAUUUUUCGACCACGGAAUCCGGAGAAAUGAUAUAGCUUUUUCAUGUUUCACGUCGCACGAUAAUUCUAUUUUGCACUUGUCAUUUCACUUAACAAUCCAUUCCGAGUGUUAACAGUUUGUCAGAUGAGGCUGAGCUGUCUGCUGUUGCUAUUGUAAGAUAGUAAGACUUCAUCCUUAAUAAUGUUAAUUAUUGUAUGUCUACAUCUAAGAAACAAAUCUACAGUACCGCAUAUUUUUCCUGAAUUUGGUAAAUUUGCAUUCUGCGUAAUACAUUACACAUGUAUAAACUGAAAUGUAGUGUGCAUCGGUGUUUCGCAAAUAUCUUUUAUUAAAUAUUAAAAAUAAAGACUGGCUACUAUAGGAAAAUGCUAAGAAUCUACUUUUAUAUUUUCCUUGACAUAUAUAUGCUUGCAUAUAAAAUGCAAAGAUUUAAAAUUUUACAAACAAAUUAUAUAUUUGAGUAGUGUGCCUUGUACAUACACUACAUCUACAUUCCAUAGACUGAGAAUUAAAACAUAAAUGGAAUUUAAAUUUUGUACAAUAUGAUAAUCUCUUAAAAGAUAUUCACACUGUACUCAGUAGCCACUUUAUUUCAUUUAAAAGCAAUUGUGUAAGAAUAAAACUGAAAAAAUUAUGUUUUACGCUAAAAACUUGAAUUUCUAUAAUUAAUAUUAACAAUAUAAAUACUGCCAUUUAUAUAUAUUUAAUGUUUAAACAGAAAUAUAUUUAAAAAAUAUAUUUCUAAGGAAAAAAAAAGCAAAAAGGAAGUUGUGUAAUCUCAGUGGUAUGUCUGCAUUGAAUAUAAUUGUUUGUAUUGAAAGAAAAGCUUGCUGUAUACAUAUUUGUUUGUAUAUGUAUUUAUAUCAAAAUAAAUAUUUUUUAAAUAAAUAA